UAAAUUAUUGCAUAUGAUGUAAUUAAUUUUUUAAUAAAACAGUAAUGCAGAACGUACAUGUAUUUAGAAAUAAAUUUAAUUUUACUUUUUCAAUUUACUUAAUUGGCUUAUAUCAUUGGCCUUUGCUUUAAUACAUCUCCUGACUGUUGGCAUUGCAUAUCCGCGCAAACGCCCUAACAGUAUCACAAUAAUUUUUAAUAUAAUUCACUUGGUCAUAUGUUUUAUUAUUUUAAUAUAUGACAUGAUACGUUUCUUCUUUAAUGAUACGUUCUUUGCUCUUGAAGGCGACAUAUUCAAGUUUAUGGACACACAAAAGAAUAUAUUUUUAAAAUUGCAAUAAUGUCUUCCUUCGGGAUUAUUUUAUACUUAAAAUAGCUUAAAGAAUAAAUAUUUUUUGAUUUAGGAUAAAUUAUCUUUACGGCAAAAUUAAACCUUUUUAAAUUAAUAUAAAGGCAGCAUUUAAUGAUCGUAUCAAGGCAUAUAACGUUUAAGAAUAAAAUUUACUUGCAGCAAGAUCUAUUUCUUCGUGUGAUGACCGUGGUAAAUAAUUUUUUCGUUGAUGAAUUCAAGAUAAAAUGUUGCGUAUUGAUGGGAUAGGCAUAAUAUCGCUAUGAGAUAAGACGGCCGCAGGAGGAUCAUAGACGCCAUAGAUAGUUUGUCGACAAAAAUCGCGUAACGAGCUAUCGCUUUUUGUAAUCGCUUUCUUGUUAAGUAACUAAAGUGGUGACUAAUAAAAUUAAUUAAUUAAAUUCUCUGGGUUGAUAUGUGAUAACGCCUAACGACCGUACCUUAAAGUAACACAUAUAUGCAUAUUCAUUUUGUAUGCAUGUGUGCGUGCCGAACAUGCGUGCGUGCGUGCAUGACUUAUCCUCACUCUGCUGUACAACUGUUAUAUGCAGUAUCAAGGCGUGCGCUCGUUAAAGUGUUCAGAAAUAUAUUACUACAGAAAAAGUUUACUAUAAUAUCUUGUCUACGAAAUAUUUUGUGUCAACCGGGAGUUUUAAUGUAACCAGCACUCUUUUGCAAAACGUCAAUUAGCAAGAAAAUAAUAGAGGAAUAAAAGAAACGAAAAUGAAGGAGGUUCAUGAGCCAGUACACGACAAUUUUCCGUCGAUAGAGCACACCUUACGUCCAAUAUCUUACACGUCUUGGUUCAUGGGCGUGGGAAUUGCACGUCCGCUAAAGUGUCCAAAGUAUGUGACGAUAGUCAUACGUAUCAUUCACCUGGUUCUAUGUACAGCAAUCCUAAUAACAUACUCCCAAUAUCUUUUCAUUUCGUACAUAAGUGUAUACAUGUUCAAGUAUAUCCUAGAUUGGAUGUCAUACGUCGUGUCAGGAUAUUAUUACAUUUAUCACGGAAUCAGGCAAUAUGACAAGUGGCCGGAGCUAAUGGAUAAAAUGAUGGAGCUUGAUCGUAAAAUUAGAAGGGAAACAUACAUGAAUGAUCAGCCGGUAAAAAACAUGGAAGCAAUAAUGAUUCUCAUGACUUUUAUAUGUUGCCCUGUGUUGAUGAUUAUGUACUCCGUGUAUUACUAUAUGUUUGAUUAUGACAUUCCCACAGUCACAUUGUUGUUAUACUACAUGAUAGCACAGUCGUUGAUCAUCAGCUUCGUCUUUGAUAUUGUCGUUUAUGUGCUGUAUUACAGAUAUCAAACGAUAAAUAAGUUGAUCAGUCAUUUGGAUAAUCUGUCUGAUGCAUCAUUGAUGGCGCUCAAAAUUAGACACAUUAGAGAAUUGCAUAAUGAUAUUUGUGAUAACGUUAUUAUGAUAAACGAUAUUCAUGGUCUUCAUCUUCUUCUCUGCUCGGCAAACUGCUUCUGCAUAGUUGCGACUUCACUAUUCAAUGUCUACUUAAGAAUCGAGAAGGAAGACUAUCAGUCUAUAUUGAUUUAUAACAUGGAAUCGAUUAUAUACUUCAUGCAAUUUGGUUUGAUUUGCUGGAUUUGCACACUCGCGCGUCAAGAAUUUGACAAAACCAAGAUAAUUAUAUGCAGAAUUGGAUUGAAAUGCAAAUCUGUGAAUUUUGAUAAACUAAACGAUGUAAGGAAUCAAUUAAGUUUAGAAGUGCGUCCGCCAUUGGAAGACGCGGACAGCGGACAAAAUUCUAAUUGGAGUAACAAUCACGAUUGGAAUUACGUUGUCACGGAAAAUCUUUUGGGUAAAAUUCUGGAUCGAGACCACGUCAGAAACGAAAUCAAUGACUUUUUGAUUCAACUGCAACAGCGUCAAGUAUCAUUUACAGCCUGCAAUUUCUUCGAAAUCAACAAUAAUUUGUUCUGUGGUUUUAUCGGAAUAAUCGUCACAUAUUGUAUAAUCUUUAUUCAAUUUACCACGUGAACAUUAUGCAUUCUACUGAACAUGUUUUUAUCAUUUUGUUAUAUAUGUCGCAAGUAUACAAAAAUUUUGGAACUUCAGCUAUCAAUAACAUUUAAAGCAUUUUGGUAAAUAACGUUUUUUGAAGCAACUAAAUAAAGUAAACUUAUUCUUCAGUUCGUUGAAGAGAUUAUUACUUAUUUAUUGCUUUCCAUUCCAUUUUUUUUGAUCCGUUCAUUAUGCGAUUUUACUUUAUUCAGAAUACAUUUGCAAUAUCAGUUUUUUAUACGUCAAACGAGUAUAGUAUACAUACAUUUAAAAACAAAACUUUGAAAUUUCUGUUAUUAAUUAAAUUUGAAUCACUAUUAAUUAAAUUAAAAAUUAUUUAUUCUAGUAUUCUUUCGUUCUUAAUACCAAUAAUUGCAAAAUGUAAUUAAAAAUUAUUAUGUACAGCAUUUAAUAAAUAAAUUAUCUUUUUAAAAAA
This is a messenger RNA of Monomorium pharaonis (pharaoh ant), 2797 nucleotides long. RefSeq lists its product as uncharacterized. Gene Ontology annotation, biological process: sensory perception of taste. Gene Ontology annotation, cellular component: dendrite; membrane; axon. The transcript has 3 exons. The coding region runs from base 1072 to 2337 and encodes 421 amino acids. NCBI's taxonomy places the organism in Eukaryota, Metazoa, Arthropoda, Insecta, Hymenoptera, Formicidae. The record is from RefSeq and is a predicted model, not a curated record.